Molecule: messenger RNA, 1430 nt
Organism: Orycteropus afer afer
Lineage: Eukaryota; Metazoa; Chordata; Mammalia; Tubulidentata; Orycteropodidae
Gene: B4GALT1
Product: beta-1,4-galactosyltransferase 1
Biological process (GO): protein N-linked glycosylation; carbohydrate metabolic process
Molecular function (GO): cytoskeletal protein binding; beta-N-acetylglucosaminylglycopeptide beta-1,4-galactosyltransferase activity
Source: RefSeq, a predicted model, not a curated record
GGCGGCCCGCGGGCGGGCCGCCCUCCCCACAGAUAGCCCACCCCUCUUGAGGCGGCGGCGGCGGGAAGAUGAGGUUUCGGGAGCCUCUUCUGGGCGGCAGCGCCGCGAUGCCGGGCGCGUCCCUGCAACGGGCCUGCCGCCUACUCGUGGCCGUCUGCGCGCUGCACCUCGGCGUCACCCUCGUCUAUUACCUGUCCGGCCGUGACCUGAGUCGCCUGCCCCAGCUGAUCGGAGUCCCCUCAACGCUGCAGGGGGGCUCGAGCGGCGCUGCCGCCCUCGGGCAGUCCUCCGGGGAACUGCGGCCCCGAGGGGCCCCGCCACCACUGCCUUCAGGCGCCUUCUCCGAGCCGCGCCCCGGUCGCGGCCCCGGCCCCGCGAGCAACUUGACUGCGGCCCCCGUGUCCCCCACCACAGCACUGUCGCUGCCUGCCUGCCCUGAGGAGUCACCUCUGCUCGUUGGUCCCAUGGUGAUCGAAUUUAACAUGGCUGUGGAUCUAGAACAUGUGGCAGAGCAGAACCCAGAGGUGAAGGUGGGCGGCCGCUAUGCCCCUAAAAACUGUGUCUCUCCUCACAAGGUGGCCAUCAUUAUUCCAUUCCGCAACCGGCAGGACCACCUCAAGUACUGGCUGUAUUACUUACACCCAAUUCUGCAGCGCCAGCAGUUGGACUAUGGCAUCUAUGUUAUCAACCAGGAUGGAGACUCCAUGUUCAAUCGUGCUAAGCUUCUCAACAUUGGCUUUCAAGAGGCCUUGAAAGACUAUGACUAUAACUGCUUUGUGUUUAGUGACGUGGACCUCAUUCCAAUGGAUGACCGUAAUACCUACAGGUGUUUUUCACAGCCACGACACAUUUCUGUAGCCAUGGAUAAGUUUGGAUUUAGCCUACCUUAUGUUCAGUAUUUUGGAGGUGUCUCAGCUCUAAGUAAACAACAGUUUCUCACCAUCAAUGGAUUUCCUAAUAAUUACUGGGGCUGGGGAGGUGAAGAUGAUGACAUUUUUAACAGAUUAGUUUUUAAAGGCAUGUCUAUAUCUCGCCCAAAUGCUGUGGUUGGGAAGUGUCGGAUGAUCCGCCACUCAAGAGACAAAAAAAAUGAACCCAAUCCUCAAAGGUUUGACCGAAUUGCACACACGAAGGAGACAAUGCUCUUGGAUGGUUUGAACUCCCUCACCUACAAAGUUUUGGACAUACAGAGAUACCCAUUAUAUACCAAAAUCACAGUGGACGUUGGGAAGCCGAGCUAGCAUUUUGAUACACUUAAUAAGAGACUUGAAAAUGGCCAAGGACCUCUGUUGUGUCCCUGCCAAUCUGCUGGGCUGGUCCCUCUCUCAUUUUUACCUGAGCGAUAGGCCCCCCUCAUUCAUCAAUCAGAUGCCUUUCCAGAUGGCCAGAACGAAUGGGCUAUUGUGCCCCCAUCUUGCCUUGGCAUGUGA